Molecule: messenger RNA, 1536 nt
Organism: Penicillium mononematosum
Lineage: Eukaryota; Fungi; Ascomycota; Eurotiomycetes; Eurotiales; Aspergillaceae
Product: putative GABA permease
Exons: 6
Coding region: 1-1536 (511 amino acids)
Biological process (GO): amino acid transport; transmembrane transport
Cellular component (GO): membrane
Molecular function (GO): transmembrane transporter activity
Source: RefSeq, a predicted model, not a curated record
AUGCAGGAAGAUAUGGAAAUGAAGAGCGGGAGCGCUGUGCGAUCAGUACCAGGGAGUGGGAAUGAUGCCUAUGAGAGCGCCACAUUUCGCCAGAAACAACAACUGGAGAGAUAUCUCAACUUCUUCUCAUCGGUCGCAUUUUCCACUUGCUUGCUUGCCACUUGGGAAUCUGCCGGUGGUAGUUUGCUCGCAGGGUUGUACAACGGCGGCCCUGCUGCGAUUGUCUAUGGGAUUAUCUUAAGCACAGUGGGUAAUCUCGCCAUCGCUUGCUCUUUAGCCGAGCUUGCCUCUCUACACCCAACCGCGGGUGCUCAAUAUCAGUGGAGCUAUAUCCUUGCGCCCCGUGGUCGUCGAUUCAUCAGUUUUUGCCAGGGUUGGUUAACGGUCUUUUCUUGGUCAGCUUUAGUAUGUAUCGCGCCAUUCCUAAUCGGAACCCAAAUACAGGGUAUGAUUGUGCUGGCGCACCCUGAGUACGAGCUUGUGAGAUGGCGCGGGACCCUGCUCAUGUGGGCGGUUGCAAUCGUACCAAUAAUCAUCAAUAUAUUUGCGCGUCGUGUUCUGGGAGGCAUCGAGAUUGCUGCGGGUAUCAUGCAUAUCGUCUUCCUACCCGUCACCAUCGCUGUCUUCGUUAUCCUCGCCCCUCGAAAUCCCGAUCCAUUUGUCUGGGACACUUUUGUCGGCGGCUUGAGUGGAUGGAAGGAUUCCGGGGUUGUAUUCUCCAUCGGUCUUCUUGGUGUCAUUACACCGCUGGCUGGCGUCGAUGGCGUAAUCCACAUGGCCGAAGAAGUCAAAAACGCCAGCGUCGUCGUGCCCCGCUCCAUGAUCUACGGCACCCUAAUCAACGGAGCCCUCGCAUUCAGCUACCUGAUUGCCAUCCUCUACUGCAUGGGAGACUAUACCGAAGCAGUCACCAGCCCAACCGGCUACCCCAUCAUUACAAUCGCCUACCAAGCAACGGGAUCCAAGACAGCCACCUUCGUCCUCAUGGCAAUGGGCAUGCUACCCGGCUGGAUCGCCCUCUUCAACGGCCUCGCCUCCGUCACGCGUCUCACCUGGGCUUUCGCUCGAGACAACGGACUCCCCUUCUCCGACUUCUUUGCCGUCGUCGACCCAACCUACAAGAUCCCCCCUACGUGCUUUAUUCCUAGUUGCGUCAUGCAUCUUCGCGCUCUCAUUGGGUCUACGGCUGCAUUCAACGCUAUUCUCUCUCUUAGCACGCUCGGUCUCUACAUUUCCUAUCUUAUCCCUCUCGUGCUCCUUGUCUUGAAGCGUUUCACGGCGCCCCAGGAUAUCCCGCGGGGAACUUUUAGUCUAGGGAAACUCGGCCUCCCCAUGAAUCUUCUUGCCAUUCUCUUCGCCACUUAUUUCGUUAUCUUCCUUCCAUUCCCGGCUACUGUGCCGGUUACCGCGGAAAAUAUGAACUAUGCCGGGCCUGUGCUUGGGGUUGUUAUAUUAUUUGCCUGUGUGGAUUGGAUUGUUCGCGGACGGCAUAAGUGGGAAGGACCAAAAAUGAGGUCUUAUGAUAGGAGUGAGUGA